Mobula hypostoma (lesser devil ray) is the source of this 1225-nucleotide messenger RNA. It is a transcript of the gene mcrip2, whose product is annotated as MAPK regulated corepressor interacting protein 2. NCBI's taxonomy places the organism in Eukaryota, Metazoa, Chordata, Chondrichthyes, Myliobatiformes, Myliobatidae. Bases 149 to 574 code for a protein of 141 amino acids. The transcript is spliced from 5 exons. The record is from RefSeq and is a predicted model, not a curated record.
UUGUCCCGGGAGCUGGCGGUUGGCUGCGCCCGAUGUGGGCCGGCCGAGAACCGAGGAGGGUCCCGGGAUCUGCCGGCCCACCACCUCCUCGGGAGGCAGUGCCUGCCCGCCGCCGCUAGUGAACCGCAGUGCGAGCGGCGAACGGACCAUGUACACCAUCAGCCGGGGCCCCAGUCGGCUGGCCACUCAGCGGAGGACGGGACCAUCCCAGCAGAUCGAAGCCAAGCCCGGCUGCGACCUGAAGCAGAAGCCGGUGGGGAGUGGCCCAGCGCCCAAGCUGGUGUUUAACCGAGUGAACGGGAAACGUUACCCGACACCGUGCACUGCGGAGCGCAGAGAGGAGGAACACACCCCAGCACACGAGGAGAACGUGCGGUUUGUCUAUGAAGCCUGGCAGCAGGUGGAAGAACAGCUCGGGGCCAGCCGGCGGCCGGACAACAGCCAGAGUCCCCGUGGAACGGUGGAGUACGUGGAGAAGACACCCAGCCAAAACUUGAAUAUAGACUUUGUCCCCAUCGACCUGGAGGAAUGGUGGGCGAAACAGUUCCUGGCCAACAUUCAGAACUCGUCUUAGAGCCGCUGGACUGGUCCAAUCUGCCGGGAGGAUGUCAGCAGUCAGCAACAAGUGGAUUUCUUCAGAUCUCUCCCUCCUCUUGCUGUGACUUACAUAGAGCGAAGAUGUUUCUAUAGAAACCAAAUCAGCUGAGAUACUUGGCAGCAACCAUUGGGCCUUUGGCCUUUGCUCUGAUUGGGUGAAAUCCCCUGCCUUUCUGCAAUAAAGCAGCGAAUUUUCAGCAAAGUACCCCGGGUCAUCUUCACAAGGCUUCAGAAGAUAUUUCUGUCCUCUCGGACUGGAUGGAUGUGUUAAUCCUGUGCUAGUCCACGUCUGGUGACAUCCUACACCUGGCCUCGGGAUUGAGCCAGCUCUGCCUCACGAGUUGAGGAGCCUCCUCCAGCUGACUGAGGGCAUAAACUCAACACAUGCAAGCCCUGGUCAACCAGUGCCUUCUUUCCCUGACCCCCCUCACCAUCCCUGGAAUGAGGUGACAUCACUCUGUUCUUCUACCACUGUGUCAGCGUUAACUCUGUUCCCUCACCCUGCUUCUUGCACAGAACACAUUCCUCAGCGCCAACCUACCCGUAAAUGAGAAAUUCCCAUGAUGUAAAUGUUAAAUGUCAAAGUUGCUGGUGAACGCAGCAGGCCAAGCAGCAUCUAUAGGAAGAG